This is a messenger RNA of Durusdinium trenchii, 1042 nucleotides long. The record is from the annotation of a GenBank genome assembly. NCBI's taxonomy places the organism in Eukaryota, Dinophyceae, Suessiales, Symbiodiniaceae.
GCAUUUGUUGCGCUGGUGGUGCUGGUGCACUUCACUGGAAACCUCGGUGGCUUUGACCAGGAGAUCCAGUACUUGGAGAUGUUUGCUGGAGCUGCUAAUGUGUGGCGGUGUGUCACACAAUCCUAUCCUGCCGCACGAGUUGAUCUGACUUACGCUGAUCAAAAUGGUGAUCUGCAUUUGGUUGGUGCUUCAGUGCGCCGAGCAAGAUUUCUUCAGCCUACUUGCUGUGGUCUGUUCUUCAUGGUCACCAGUGAACAUUGCCACUUCGAAGCGAAGUGUUGCCUACCCAUCAGGAAACACUGCGUUAGCAUAUGUGGCAGAAGCCAACUGCAUGUGCGCGCGUUCCGUCCUUAUUGCUCUCCUCAUCGCUGCGCGUGGUGGGACGUUUUUCGUGGAGCAACCCGGUGGAUCAUACAUGGAGUACUAUGACAAAAUGCAAUGGCUUUUUGACAGGUUGCCAGUCUACAAAGUGCGCUGGUGGAUGGGGCACUACGGACAUGUUUCCCCAAAGCGUCACAAGGCAUUCACCAACAACAAAUGGGCGGCCAAGUUCAAUCUAGGAAAGAUGAAGCUCAAGAGGUUCCGUGCAUCCCAGGACCCUCAGGACAAGCCAACUGUUCGAUAUGUGGACAAGCGUGGCCGCAGUCGUUUCCAUGGAAAUGCCUCGUUGAAGCUUUCCCAGUGGCCUGGUGUGAUUGGGAGGGAACCAAAAAGUGAGCCACAUUCAUCAGAUCCCUUUUCUAUUGAUCCCAAACAUGGACUUGCCCACGAGUGUGCAGCUUCCUUCCUGCCAAGGGUCUACCCUGUGCGAUUCGGCUGGAAGACGGUGGAGCUGAUGCCGAAGCUCAAAUCCAGAGGCCAAGGGAGGCCAGUUCUUCCUGAGACACUGCCGAGUGGCCCCGAGAUCUUCAAUGCCAUGUCUUGGCAUACUGAGAAAGAUUGGAGUGACGCCCGCCUAAAGCCAGUGCUAGUCUACUUGAAGGGCAACAGAUCCCUCAACCUCCCAGAUAGCUGGAAGGCGGUUUUCCCACGGCACGUUUGA